Molecule: messenger RNA, 1062 nt
Organism: Penicillium canescens
Lineage: Eukaryota; Fungi; Ascomycota; Eurotiomycetes; Eurotiales; Aspergillaceae
Exons: 5
Coding region: 1-1062 (353 amino acids)
Source: RefSeq, a predicted model, not a curated record
AUGGCCAUCAAAGUGCCCCCCGGCCAGUCGCCGCCUUUCGAGACGAUAGACGACAAGCACCAUGCCGGUAUUAUCAUUAUCACCGGCGCCAUCUGUCUGAUGAUCUCGCUGGUCUGUCUGUUGAUCCGGGUGUACGUGCGGGUAUUCCUCAAUCCACCAUGGGGAUCAGACGAUAUCAUCCUGCUGGGAGCGACGAUCUUCGCCAUCGCCGAGUCGAUCAUCAUCUUUCACGCCGCGAGCAUCGGCUUUGGGACGGACAUAUCGCUACUCACCGAGAAGGCCGUUGAUCGCAUACAGAAUUCCUUAUUCGCCGCCGACAUCCUCUACCUCUUAACCCUGUACCUCUCGAAAUGCUGCAUCAUCGCCAUCUACUUGCGCUUGACGCCCCGCAAGCGCCACAAGAGCAUCCUCUGGGCGACGUUCGGGCUCAGCACAGUGGGCGUCAUCAUGUCGGUGCUGGUUAUCGCAGUGAACUGCGAGGGGAACAAGCCGUGGGCUGUACCUGGCGAGCAGUGUCAUAAUCUGUUCCCCCGCUGGCAAGCAAUCGCCGCGCUCGACAUCUCGACCGAAAUCUUGCUUUUCACCUUCUCUGUCGCACUGGUCUGGGGCCUGCAGAUGCACAUGUCACAUAAAAUCGUGAUCAUGGUAUCCUUCGCGGCGAGACUACCGUUAAUAAUAUUAUCUGCCCUCCACCUCUCCACCCUUAAAGAAUACACAACCACCAAAAACCCCACCCUCACCGCAAUCAGCCACACGGUCUUCACCCAGCUUCACCUCAACUACGCCAUUAUAACAUGCACGGUAUUCUGCCUGCGCCCCUUUAUGAACGCCCUCACAACAUACUACGGCACAGCCGGCGACUCUAACCUCGGCAGCAGCAGCGGUGGCUACGGGUACGGGUAUGGAUCCGGAAGACCGGGAAAUACAGACCCCUACGCGUCAGGGCGGUCGCGGGAUUACGAGAUGGGGAGUAAAGGGACGGCCCGGACGGCGGGCGAGUGGCUUGCUCAGGUUGAGGCCGGAUGUGGGCGAUGGGACGGAGAAUGGGACGGUUGUUUGUGA